This is a messenger RNA of Cydia pomonella (codling moth), 1780 nucleotides long. Its product is annotated as trafficking protein particle complex subunit 13-like. Gene Ontology annotation, cellular component: TRAPPIII protein complex. Lineage: Eukaryota; Metazoa; Arthropoda; Insecta; Lepidoptera; Tortricidae. The transcript has a single exon. The record is from RefSeq and is a predicted model, not a curated record. Bases 173 to 1381 code for a protein of 402 amino acids.
UACUGACAAUACUUGACAACCCACAGAAGGUACAUAAUUUUGUGAUAUAUCUUUCUUGAAAUGAAAUUCGUAGAUAUCGUAGUAAUUAAAUUACAAUAGUACUAACUUGUUGUCUAUAUAUCAGGUUGAAAAUCUGAAGAUCACAGAUUCGAACACAAUAUUUUUACACAAAAUGGAUCCUAAAGAUACUAGUGAACAUUUGGUAGCCUUAAAAGUGAUGAGGCUCACAAAACCAGCUCUGAUAAGUCCGGAAAUCGUAACGUGUGAUUCCAAAGAUUUGCCAGGUAACAUAUUCAACAAUUUCCUCAAGGAUGAUGCUACUGCAGUAACUCAAAUGGAGACACUGGCAGCUGGUCAAUUCCUAUUGUUACCGCAGAGUUUCGGUAACAUUUAUUUAGGUGAAACAUUUUCAUGUUAUGUUUGUGUUCAUAAUGAAACCAAUCAACCUGUUCAAAGUGUCUCAAUUAAGGCAGAUCUUCAGACAAACUCUCAAAGGAUACCUCUCACAACCCAACAAAGUCAGACCCCCUCAAUGCUUGAUGUAGACGACACACUUAGUGACGUUAUACACCAUGAAGUCAAGGAUUUGGGCACACACAUCCUAGUUUGUGAAGUAACCUACAUGUCAAAUUACAACACCCUAGCCUCAUUUAGAAAGUUCUUCAAGUUUGAAGUAAUGAAACCACUUGAUGUCAAGACCAAGUUUUACAAUGCUGAAUCAGAUGAUGUUUACCUAGAAGCUCAAGUUCAGAACAUCACAUCUGGGCCCAUCACUCUUGAUCAAGUCUCACUGGAGAGCUCACAGCAAUUCACCGUAAAAUCCUUGAAUGAGGAUGAAAAUGGAGAUUCUGUAUUUGGUGAUGUUACGUUAUUACAACCUCAAGAAAGUUGUCAAUACUUGUAUUGCCUGACCCCGAAGGAAAACAUUGCUAAUGAAAUAAAGCUUUUGGCUUUAGCAAAGAACAUUGGCAAACUAGACAUUGUAUGGAGAUCAAACAUGGGAGAGAAAGGAAGAUUGCAAACUAGUCAACUUCAAAGAGUUACUCCUGAUUAUGGGGACAUAAGGUUAACUUACGAAAGCUUGCCAAGCAAAGUUGCAGUUGAUGAGCCUUUUGAUUUUAAAUGUAAGAUAGUCAAUGCCAGUGAUAGGACAUUAGAGCUGAUUCUGAAGUUGCGGUCCAGUACCGACUCAAGUCUGCUGUGGUGUGGUAUUUCUAACCGGAAACUGGGCCCACUGGAACCAGGCAAGGCAGUGCUGGUGGACCUCACUGUGCUGCCCAUGAAUACCGGCUUGCACAACAUCACUGGAGUAGCUUUAGUAGAUUUAUUCUUGAAAAGAACAUAUAAUUAUGAUGAUUUGGCAACUGUAUUUGUAUUUUAAAUUGUUUGUAAAUAUUUCCAAUGAUGCUAUGUUUAUAUACAGCUUUUAAGUGACUCAUUUUGUGCUAUGAAUAUUAUAAUAUUGGGUUAAUUAUUUUAAUUAAUCUAAAUCCAAUAGUCCAGUAUUAAGGGCAAUGAUAUUUAGAUUAGAGAAACUUUUUUUAUUCUAUGUAGAUUAAUCAUCCAAACAAACAUCCUUUUUGAAUGAAGUUAGAAUUGGCUAGAAUCAAAGGGCCCCUUUGACAGUGGGUAAAAUUUGCAUAUUUUGCUUAAAUUGUUAUGAUUUAAUUCAUUUCACAUCAGCAUUACAUCUUGUAGAAAUAACUUUAAGGGAAAUGCAUAAUACAAUUGAAUUAUUAUUGAUUAACAAUUUAACAGAAAUAAAUUAUAUGAUCUUAAA